This is a messenger RNA of Paramuricea clavata, 402 nucleotides long. Lineage: Eukaryota; Metazoa; Cnidaria; Anthozoa; Malacalcyonacea; Plexauridae. The record is from the annotation of a GenBank genome assembly.
AUGGGAAGUGUGUUUUAUUCUAUGCUAGAAAAUGUCCCUGUCACAGUUGAAGCGUACAUCCCUGGAGAAUUUGUGAAGUACAUAAAUAACGAUGGAGAGUGUACUGAUUCUCCUAAUGAAGAGUUAGACGAAUUGUUGAAAACUCAGUGCCAUUCGCAUUUUAGCUAUGAAUAUAGCAACAAAGAACUUAUGAUUUUAGACAUUCAAGGUUCGGGAUAUUCACUCUACGAUCCUGAAAUAUCAACAAGUAAGAGGGAGGUUGAUUGUUCUAAGUCGUCGAAUGUUGGUGAUGAAGCUUAUUUCUGCACAGGAAAUUUAUCAAUUGUUGGGAUCAACGAAUUUAAGAGACAACAUAUUUGUAACAAGUUUUGUCAAAUGAUGGAACUUAGUGUCCUUGUGUAA